AUGAGGUUACUGCCCCGGCCCGAAGUGAAAAGAAAUGUGGACGUUGGUGCCCUGAGCUCUGGCCUCGGCAGUCGGCCGGCAGCAGAGCCGUGCGAGCGGGCCGCCCCCACCGCCCGCCGCCCGCCGCGGCCCCGGGGCUCGGUCCCUGCCGCCUCCGCCCCGCCGCCCCCGGCGGCCGCAGCGAGCAGCCUCUGCCCGGCACUGCGCGCCGGGGGGAGCGCGACAGCGGGGGCUGAAGUGGUGAGAGCAGCUGGGGAGCCUUCCCCGCUCCCCCCGAAAGUCACGGGCACAGAUGCACGCACACCGGGCAGCUACACGGCACUGGCGUGCGCGGGUCCACACGCCCGUGGAAGUAAAGGGCACGCAGAGAUUCUGGUGCCCCUCGGCUCCCCCACCCCUCCAUCCCCUGGGAGACCACGUCCCGGGAAGCGGCCUGCGCGUUUCCCCCGGAGGACCUCGACGAUCGCGUCGAAGCCCGAGGAGGCAGAUCCGCGCCACGAGGAGUACAUGGAGGUGGGCAGAUGCGGAGUCCGACGCCUUGCCUACCAGAUGCAGAAAUAUUUGGUGAGAAUAAACAUAUACAUACCGCUCACAUAUUCGAGGCUACCUGGUGUUACAUUUUUUUAUGUACUGCACCCACUUUCUCUCCCUCUCCUCCACAGCGUGCUCGAGUUUUGCACAAACACAUACGAGCUUUUCUUUGAGGGGAAAAUUAGGGAAAGAGGGAGAAGGAGGCGAAAGACUGGGUAAAUCCGGAGUCUUCACAAAAAACCCCAAGCCCCACACCAAAACAGCACUUGAAAUUAUUUAGCUGCUGGAUAAAGACACCUAUUUUGGCAUCAACUGAGACAUUAUUUUGAUUACCCAAAAGCGUACCCGUCCUUAACGCCAGUCAGCAUUUGUAAGCGAGAGUUACCUGGGCUCUGCUUUGUUCUGAUUUUUAGCAAGAGAUGUUUUAUGGAUGGCAAUAGCAAAACAAAGCGGUCUUGGGAUGCCUGCUACAUCUCGCCCCGAGUGUGCUCAGCCCCUGCCGGCCCCCAGCCCGGGAGUGCUCAGCCCCC
Falco peregrinus (peregrine falcon) is the source of this 1061-nucleotide messenger RNA. RefSeq names its product translation initiation factor IF-2-like. The transcript is spliced from 3 exons. The record is from RefSeq and is a predicted model, not a curated record. Bases 1 to 750 code for a protein of 249 amino acids. Lineage: Eukaryota; Metazoa; Chordata; Aves; Falconiformes; Falconidae.